AUGGCUGAUUUGGCCGAUGACUUGGCGGCGGCCGCGGCAGCGGCAGCAGCAUCGCCGAGCUACAAGCAAUUGAAGGAGGACUUUGUCUCAAACCUUUCGGGCGGGUCCGUGGUGGAGAUUGCCCAGGUUUGCGCAGUGGCACCGGUCGUCUCCCUCCUUUGGUCUGCCCUCCAAGCCCGACAAACGUUUUUCAAGCCGUAUAACCCGAUAGCCUUCGUCGUCGACUUCCUCCUCAACGUGGGAGCCCUCCUGCUCUCCGUCACUCUCUACUCGAGCGUGCCUCUCCUACUCAACAUCCUCCUCCUGGCACCCGCCGCCGUGGUUUAUUUCAGCCCCCCGAACAACCCCUCGGCACGCAAGAAAAAGCCCCAGCUCCCGCCCAAUGCGCAGUCCAAAACAUCGCCGGGGCUCCCCGGUGCCCUCUCCACCAAGCCCUUUCUGACCAACUACCGUGGCAACAUGAUGGUCGUCACCUGCAUAUGCAUUCUCGCCGUCGACUUCCGUCUGUUCCCGCGCCGGUACGCCAAGGUGGAAACCUGGGGUACCUCGCUGAUGGACAUGGGCGUCGGGUCAUUUGUCUACUCGGCCGGCGUCGUCGCAUCUCGGCCCGUGCUCAAGGAGCGCGCCGACGGUCGAACCACACCGCUAGCUACUCGGCUGAUGCGGUCACUGCGUCACUCUCUACCGCUCCUCGCUCUGGGUGUUGUGAGGCUGCUUAGCGUCAAGGGCCUGGACUAUGCCGAACACGUGACGGAGUAUGGCGUGCACUGGAAUUUCUUCUUUACCCUGGGCUUCUUGCCACCUUUCGUGGCGCUCUUCCAGUCGGCGCUCAAGUUGGUGCCGUCGUAUGCCGGACUGGCCAUCCUGCUUGGUACCUUGUACCAGGUGGUUUUGGAGACUACGGAGCUGAAGGCGUACAUCCUGGCGGGACCGAGGACCGACCUCUUGUCCAUGAACAGAGAGGGAAUUUUCAGUUUUAUUGGAUACCUCGCCAUUUUCCUCGCCGGCCAAGACACGGGCAUGCUCGUCCUACCGAGGAGCCUUGCCCGAGACGGUGCGUCCGGAGCCACUGGCUCUCGGCGCCGCGCGCUAGUGCUCAACUUGGCCGGGUGGUCGGCGGUCUGGAUAACCCUCUACCUCCUUUGCACCGACUACACAUACGGUGCGGGGUUGACGGUAUCCAGGCGGUUGGCAAACCUGCCAUACAUACUGUGGGUGGUGGCCUCCAACAGCGGGCUCAUGUUGGCCUUUUGCCUGGUCGACACGCUUCUCUUUCCUGCAUUCUACAAGGCGCAGGACGCGAAGUCGGAGAAGGAGGCCUACGACACGGCAACGAGCCGUGUGCUGAAGGCGUAUAACCGCAACGGCCUGGCCAUCUUUCUACUGGCUAACCUCCUGACGGGGCUCGUCAACAUGACGGUGCGCACGCUGGAUGUGGGCAGAAUCCCGACAAUGGGGCUGUUGGGUGGGUAUAUGGCCGUGUUGACGGCUGCUGCGGUCGGGUUGGACAUGUACGAUAUCACUAUCAAGUUGUAG
This is a messenger RNA of Chaetomium fimeti, 1536 nucleotides long. RefSeq names its product GPI-anchored wall transfer protein 1. NCBI's taxonomy places the organism in Eukaryota, Fungi, Ascomycota, Sordariomycetes, Sordariales, Chaetomiaceae. Gene Ontology annotation, biological process: GPI anchor biosynthetic process; protein localization to plasma membrane. Gene Ontology annotation, cellular component: membrane; endoplasmic reticulum. The record is from RefSeq and is a predicted model, not a curated record. Gene Ontology annotation, molecular function: glucosaminyl-phosphatidylinositol O-acyltransferase activity. The coding region runs from base 1 to 1536 and encodes 511 amino acids. The transcript is spliced from 2 exons.